Suillus discolor is the source of this 943-nucleotide messenger RNA. RefSeq lists its product as uncharacterized. The transcript has a single exon. Lineage: Eukaryota; Fungi; Basidiomycota; Agaricomycetes; Boletales; Suillaceae. The coding region runs from base 64 to 873 and encodes 269 amino acids. Gene Ontology annotation, cellular component: mitochondrion. The record is from RefSeq and is a predicted model, not a curated record.
CACUCAAAACGGCUGAAAUGGACGACAGAGGCGGAUGAAGAAUUUGAUAAGAAGAAGGAGGAAAUGGAGCUUUGCGAUACGGAUCAGCAGUUGCUUGAAUGGUCUAUGCGCGAGGUGUUUGGGCAGUCUCAGCAAUACGAGGAACGCGGGCGGAAUGCUAUUGCUAAAGCCGAGGAACAGCCCGCUUCAGGCCUUACCCCAACCUCGAACACAAGUGACGCAAAUCCACCGCCACAACCUGCAUCUAUGCACCCUGAACUCCAACACCCGACUUAUCCCUACCUCAUCGCGCACCUCAUGCGCUCUUUCCGUGAUAAAUACCGUGAUCCCCACCUGGCUCUCUCCAUCUUCGACUACGCCCGGCACUUAAGCAUCCCAAGCUACGUAUUCGGGUGCACCACUCCCGCAUACAACGAGUUGAUAGAAACCCGCUGGUCAUGUUUCCGCGACCUCAGAGGCGUGCACGACGCACUCGAAGAGAUGCGCGUCAAUGGCGUCGAGCCGGAUGGCAGAACCAAGAAACUCGUCGAAAAACUAAGGCGCGAAGUAGGCGCGCGCACGAUUUGGGAAGAGGAGUCUGUGUUUGGGAGUGGAGAGGUCGUUGGAAUGUUGUCUAAGAUCGAGCAGCUUACUAUCAAGGAGCCGAGAAGGAAACAGGGGAAAAGGCCGGGCAAGAAAUUGCCGGCUUUGGAUGCAUGGAAGGGCGAUGCGCUCAAGGAGGAUGUGGAGGACGGGUAUGAGUUCGGCCAGUGGAGUUCUGCCAAGUCGCAGCCAAAACGUUGGAAACAAGACUCAUCACGGACAGCUGUCACCGGGCUGGAUGAUUUGCUGGAUGCCAAGAUGCUGGGCGAAGACCAGCUGGAAUUCAAAUAGCCUAUUAACCUACACAUUUUUGUCGUAAUUCACAAGGAGAGGUGGGGGUGUGUGCUACUCUGAUGAAUGA